Molecule: messenger RNA, 1604 nt
Organism: Culex quinquefasciatus (southern house mosquito)
Lineage: Eukaryota; Metazoa; Arthropoda; Insecta; Diptera; Culicidae
Product: 1,5-anhydro-D-fructose reductase
Exons: 4
Coding region: 281-1255 (324 amino acids)
Cellular component (GO): cytosol
Molecular function (GO): aldose reductase (NADPH) activity
Source: RefSeq, a predicted model, not a curated record
ACAUUGCUCUCGUUUUGGAAAAUGCCUUCAAAUCCUGGUGGGCAAACGUACGUUUCCGUGUCAGGAAUCCAGACAAUGAUAAGAGUUGUCAAUUCUCGAGAGCGAAACCCCCUCAAGCUUAGUUCCGUGUUGUGUCUGCUCCAGUGCAAAAGUGACCAGCGCCGGACAAAGAGGUCGGACGAUUCACGGCUCUUCCUCUCAGCAGGACUUUGUUCUAGUAUUUCACGCAUUCAGUCAGAUUAUUGUUGAGGCGGAAAAGACAAGGUUUCAGUCCUGGACAAUGUGGUCCUCGGUGCCGCGGGUAACGUUCUCUAACGGACGUCAAAUUCCGCAGAUCGGGCUGGGAACGUACUUGACACGUGGCGAGGAAGGCAUUCGCUCAAUUAAGCAGGCCAUCGACAUCGGCUACCGGCACAUUGACACGGCCUUCCGGUACGGCAACGAGCGUGAAGUUGGCUGCGCAGUCCGGGACAAGAUAGCCGAGGGAUUUGUCGCCCGGGAGGACCUCUUCAUCACGACUAAGCUCUGGAAUUCCUUCCACAGUCCCAAGCACGUAGCCGAGGCGUUUGGCCGGUCCUUGGCCAAUUUGAAGUUGAGCUACGUGGACCUGUACCUGAUGCACAUGCCGAUGGCGUUGGCAUUCCGGGGAUUCGACGAGGCGGAUCUCAUUCCGUACGACACCCAGGGGAAGGUCGCCUGCUCCGAGGUGGACUUAUGUGACACCUGGCGUGCGAUGGAGCAGCUGGUGAGGGCAGGCCAGGUUCGCAGCAUCGGAGUGUCCAAUUUCAACCGGGCCCAGUUGCGACGGCUGCUGGCUGUGGCCACAAUCCGUCCGGUGACCAACCAGGUCGAGUGCAAUCCGGGCUUCAACCAGAAACCACUGAUCGAGUUUUGCCGGGGCGAGGACAUCACCGUGACCGCUGCCAGUCCCAUGGGCCGUGCCAACCGGAGUGACUCGUCCAGCGGGGUGACAGCAAACGUGCUGACCGAUGCUGGGGUGGCGAGAGUUGGGGCGAAAUAUGGGAAGAGUAACGCACAGAUUGUGCUGCGUUAUUUGCUUGACAUCGGUACCAUUCCCAUUCCGAAGCCGUCGAACCGGGCCGAGACCCUGGAGAACAUUGACAUUUUCGACUUCCAGCUGACGGCGGAGGAAAUCGCCCUGAUGGAUGCGUUCGCCACCGGAAAGCGUGCCGUCCCGUUGAAAUAUUACAGCCACCAUCGGGAGUAUCCAUUUGGGGGUGGUGAUGAUGAUUAAAACAAAGAAGAAGACGACGAAUGUUAAUGAGAAACUUGCUUGUUGAUUGAUGGUGUGAAUUGAACCCCGGCUGUCAAAGCGAUUAGCGAAAUUGUGGAACACACACACACUUUUUGAUCUGACUUCAGUUGUGCGGGGUGAGGGCAAAGUUCAGCGUCGUGACUUGAAAGUGUAAACGGGGGUUGGUUAUUGGAAGUGAUUCGUGGGAUGAUUGGGAAAGUUUAACAUUGAUUACGAAUUGUUUGAAGUUGGUUGGUUUCUGUUUCAAGAAAGGAGUUCGAAGUUUCUUGGCUUUUGAUACGGUUUGAAUUGUUUAUUUAGAUGAAAUAAAUCCUUUGAUAAAAUUCAA